UCCCGGAGCCCGUAGGAGAGAGGUUAAAGGUCCUCCCACACAGAAUUUAUACGCAAGCGUAAAUUAAUAUUGGGAGCCCUAUAUCUUGCAGAGAGCCCAGUCCCUUUUUCGCGCCUGAAGGCUCCGCCCCCGCGGCCAAUCAGUAGGCCUUGCCCUUUGCAGUGGCCAAUGGCAGUGAGCGUGGGGGGCGUGGUCAGGCGUCCGGGGGUGCGGCCUGGCGCUAAGAGAAGCGGCGGGGUGAGCCGGGGGCUCUAGUGAACAGCGCAACCGGACGGGGAACGCCGGCGGGCGGCGAGUGGAGGCGGCCCGGGCCCGGCGGUCUCCGAGAUGUCACGAUGGCUAUGGCCGUGGUCGAACUGUGUGAAAGAGCGGGUCUGCCGCUACUUGCUGCACCACUACUUGGGUCACUUCUUCCAGGAGCACCUCAGCCUGGACCAGCUAAGCCUCGAUCUGUACAAGGGCAGCGUUGUCCUGCGGGAUAUACACCUGGAGAUCUGGUCUGUGAAUGAGGUGCUGGAGUCCACGGAGUCGCCACUGGAGCUGGUGGAAGGCUUCGUGGGCUCUAUCGAGGUGGCCGUGCCCUGGGCCGCGCUACUCACCGACCACUGCACCGUGCACGUGUCAGGCCUCCAGCUCACCUUACAGCCCCGCCAGGGCCCGGGGCCGGGAGCUGCCGACUCACAGAGCUGGGCCUCGUGCAUGACCACGAGCAUGCAGCUGGCCCAGGAGUGCCUGCGGGAUGGGCCGCCUGAGCCCUCUGAGCCACCACAGCCCCUGGAAGGACUGGAGAUGUUUGCCCAGACCAUUGAGACUGUACUGCGAAGGAUCAAGGUGACCUUCUUGGAUACUGUCGUGAGGGUGGAGCACUCGCCUGGUGAUGGGGAGCGUGGCGUGGCAGUGGAAGCCCACGUGCAAAGACUAGAGUACUGCGAUGAAGCAGUGCGAGACCCAAGCCAGGCACCGCCAGUGGAUGUGCACCAGCCCCCUGCCUUCCUCCACAAGCUGCUGCAGCUGGCGGGGGUCCGCCUGCACUUCGAGGAGCUCCGCCCACAGGAAGGACCCCCAGAGCCUCCUUUGCAGAUUGGCAGCUGCUCAGGGUGCCUGGAGCUGACAGUGAAACUGAAGCAAAAUGAGGCCUUCCCAGGCCCCAAGCUGGAGGUGUGUGGGCAGCUGGGCUCCCUGCACCUGCUCCUGACCCCGCGGCAGCUCCAGCAGCUUCAGGAACUGCUUGGCGCACUGAGCCUUGCAGACCCCGAGGGCCUGGUCGACAAGCUGAACAAGAGCCGCCCACUAGGUGCUGAAGAUCUGUGGCUGAUUGAACAGGAUCUGAAUCAGCAGCUGCUGGCGGGGACUGUAGCUGAGCCCCUCGGCUCAGACCCCCUUUCGAACCCCCUUGUCAACUUGGAGAGCACUGACCUCUUCUUCUCCAUGGCGGGCCUCACAAGCAGUGUGGCCUCAGCGCUGUCUGAGCUCUCCCUCUCCGAUGUAGACCUGGGCACCUCUGUGCACAGCAACGUGGCCUCCCGCCGGCUCUCUGCUCAGGGCCCCCCAACCGGCAAGACAGCCCCUGCACCCCCCUUGAACACCCUGCGCCCCGACUCGCUGCUGAAGAUGACCUUGGGGGGUGUGACCCUGACCUUGCUUCAGACAUCUGCCCCGUCUUCCGGACCACCUGACCUCACCACCCACUUUUUUGCGGAGUUCGAUGCCACCAAGGAUGGGUCCUUCGGCUCCCAUGACUUCUACCAUCUCCGACCGCGCUUCCAGAGGGCCUGUCCCUGUAGCCAUGUCCGGCUAACGGGUGCCGCUGUACAGCUUUCCUGGGAGCUGAGGACAAGUAGGGGCCGGCGGAUCACCAGCACGGAAGUGCACUUCGGGCAGCUGGAGGUGCUGGAGUGCCUAUGGCCCAGGGGCACUUCGGAGCCUGAGUACACAGAGGUCCUGAGCUUCCCCGGCAGCCUGCGACCCCAGGCCUCGGCUCAGCCUUGCGCUCACCUGCGCCACACGCAGACCCUGCGCCGGCUGCCCAAGAGCCGGCCCCGGCGCCCAACUGCCUGCCAUUGUCACUCAGAACUGGCCCUGGACCUGGCCGACUUCCAGGCAGAUGUGGAGCUGGGGGCCCUGGACCGGCUCGCUGCCCUGCUGCACCAGGCCACCACACCCCCUCCCGAGCAGCCGGCUGGCCUGCUGACAGAGCCCCCGCCAGCAGCUCAGCAGCAUGCAGUGGUGCGGCUCUCGGCACCCCGCGCCACGCUGCAGCUGCGCUUCCCCAUCGCUGACCUGCGGCCUGAGCGGGACCCCUGGGUGGGCGGGGCCGUGCGGGCCGAGCAGCUGCGCCUGGAGCUGACUGAGCCCCAGUUCCGGUCAGAGCUGAGCAGUGGGCCUGGCCCCCCAGCCCCCACCCGCCUGGAACUCACCUGCUCCGACCUCCAUGUCACCUACGAAGACGGAGAGAAGCCACCUGUCCCCUGCCUGCGGGUCUCCAAAGCCCUGGAUCCCACGAGCCCUGGGCACAAGUACUUCCUGCCCCAGGUAGUGGUGACCCUGAAUCCCCAGCUCAGCGCACAGUGGGAAGUGAUCCCGGAGAAGGGAGAGGAGCUGGAGUUGUCGGCCGAGAAUCUGUGCGAGCUUCGGGAGCCUGAGCCCUCACCCUUCUCCUCCAAAAGGACCAUGUACGAGACGGAAGAGAUGGUGAUUCCUGGAGACCCUGAGGAAAUGAGGACCUUUCAGAGCCGGGCCCUGGCGCUGUCCCGCUGCAGCCUGGAAGUGGUCCUGCCCGGCGCCCACGUCUUCCUGCCCAGCAAGGAGGUCUACGAGAGCCUCUACAACAGGAUCAACAACGACCUGCUCAUGUGGGAGCCCGCGGACCUGCUUCCCACCCCCGCCCCUGCCACUCGCCCCACUGGCUUCCCAGAUGCCUCGGGCUUCUGGCACGACAGCUUCAAGAUGUGCAAGUCUGCCUUCAAGCUGGACUCGGACUCGGACGACGAGGACACCCACUUCUCAGUGGGGGCAUCAGGCACCCCCCAGCACCUUGCCCCUGAGUCCCAGAGCCCUCACUCCCAGAGUACCUUCUCUACACUGGUGACGGUGCUAAAGGGUCGGAUCACGGCCCACUGUGAGACCAAGGACGAGUGCGGGAAGCGGCUGGAGGCCACGCACGGGGAGCUGGUGCUGGACAUGGAACAAGGCACCGUCUUCAGCGUCUCCCAGUACCGAGGCCAGCCGGGACUCGGCUACUUCUGCCUGGAAGCUGAAAAGGCGACACUCUACCACCGAGCGGCUGUGGAUGACUACCUGCUGCCCAGUCGCCUGGAGGUGCCCACCUUUGCUCCUCCGGCCCAGCUGGCCCGAACCAUCUACCCGUCGGAGGAAGGGAUGACUGAGCAAGGAGGCUUGGGCCGCAAAGGCCAGGGCCGGGGCCCCCACAUGCUGUCCACCGCGGUGCGCAUCCAACUGGACCCUCACAGGAACGUCAAGGAGUUCCUGGUGACACUGCGGCUGCACAGAGCCACCCUGCGCCACUACAUGGCCCUGCCAGAACAGAGCUGGCACUCCCAGCUGUUGGAGUUCUUAGAUGUCCUGGAUGACCCAGUGCUGGGCUACCUGCCUCCAACGGUCAUUACCAUCCUACAUGUACACCUGUUCUCCUGUGCCGUGGACUACAGGCCCCUCUACCUCCCCGUACGUGUCCUUGUCACUGCUGAGACCUUCACCCUCUCCAGCAACAUCGUCAUGGACACCUCUACCUUCCUGCUCAGGUUCAUCCUCGACGACUCCGCCUUGUACCUGUCCGACAAGUGUGAGAUGGAGACUCUGGAUCUGCGGCGAGAUUAUGUCUGUGUCUUGGACGUUGACCUUCUGGAGCUCGUGAUCAAAACCUGGAAGGGGAGCACUGAGGACAAACUGAGCCAGCCACUCUUCGAGCUGCGCUGCUCCAACAAUGUGAUGCACGUGCAUAGCUGUGCUGACUCCUGCGCCCUGCUGGUCAACCUGCUCCAGUACGUGAUGAGUGAGGGCGACCUGCACCCCCCUCCCCGGCCCCCCAGCCCCACAGAGAUCGCCGGCCAGAAGGUACAGCUCUCGGAGAGCCCUGCCUCCCUGCCCUCAUGCCCCCCAGUGGAGACAGCCCUCAUCAACCAGCGGGACCUGACCGACGCCCUCCUGGACACCGAGCGCGGCCUGCGGGAGCUGGCCCAGGCUUCAGGGAGCCCCUUCUUUCAGGCCUCUCCAGUGUCGGUCUACCUAUUCCCAGGUGAACGGAGUGGGGCUCAGCCCCCCUCGCCCCUGGUUGGGGCCCCCACUGGCAGCUUAGGGUCCCACCCAGAGGCCAAAGAAGAGGAGAAGGAAGAGGAGGAGGAUGGAGACACUCUGGACAGCGAUGAGUUUUGCAUCCUUGACGCUCCUGGCCUGGGCAUAUUGCCCCAAGAUGGGGAGCCCGUGGUGACACAGCUGCAUCCAGACCCCAUCAUAGUGCAGGACGGGCACUUCUCACAGCCGCUGGGCAGCACGGACCUGCUGCGGGCACCUGCCCACUUCCCAGUGCCCAGCAGUCGUGUGGUGCUGCGUGAGGUCUCCCUUGUCUGGCACCUCUAUGGGGGCCGAGACUUUGGCCCCCAUCCCGGACACAGGGCAAGAGCAGGCCUCACAGGCCCCAGGAGCUCCCCUUCUCGCUGCUCCGGCCCCAACCGGCCCCAGAACUCCUGGCGUACGCACGGGGGCAGUGGCAGGCAGCACCAUGUCCUCAUGGAGAUCCAGCUCAGCAAGGUAAGCUUCCAGCAUGAGGUGUACCCGGCAGAGCCAGGCCCCGUAGCCCCCGGCAAGGAGCUGGAGGAGCAGCCGCUGUCCCGCCAGGUGUUCAUCGUACAGGAGCUUGAGGUCCGAGACCGGCUGGCCUCCUCCCAGAUCAACAAAUUCCUGUACUUACACACGAGUGAGCGGAUGCCACGGCGCACCCACUCCAACAUGCUCAAGAUCAAAGCGCUGCACGUGGCCCCCAUGACCAACCUGGGUGGGCCCGAGUGCUGUCUCCGCGUCUCACUGCUGCCCCUGCGGCUCAACGUGGAUCAGGAUGCUCUGCUCUUCCUCAGGGAUUUCUUCACCAGCCUGGCGGCCAGCAUCAACCCUGUGGUCCCGGCGGAGACCUCCACUGAAGCUCACCCUGAGACCCCAGUCCAGCCCAGCGGCCCCCAGGAAGGGCAACCCGAGGGUGUGGAGACCACCAGCUCCCAGGAGGCCGCAGGCGGUAGACACGGCGCCUCCCCUGCUGAGCAGCAGCCCAUCUACUUCAGGGAGUUCCGCUUCACGUCCGAGGUGCCCAUUUGGCUGGAUUACCACGGCAAGCACGUCACCAUGGACCAGGUGGGCACUUUCGCAGGCCUCCUCAUAGGCCUGGCCCAGCUCAACUGCUCCGAGCUGAAGCUAAAGCGGCUGUGUUGCCGGCAUGGGCUCCUGGGUGUGGACAAGGUGCUGGGCUAUGCUCUCAACGAGUGGCUGCAGGACAUCCGAAAGAACCAGUUGCCUGGCUUGCUGGGGGGCGUGGGCCCCAUGCAUUCUGUUGUCCAGCUCUUCCAAGGGUUCCGGGACCUGCUGUGGCUGCCCAUCGAGCAGUACAGGAAGGAUGGGCGCCUCAUGCGGGGGCUGCAGCGGGGGGCUGCCUCCUUCGGCUCAUCCACAGCUUCAGCCGCCUUAGAACUCAGCAACCGGCUGGUGCAGGCUAUCCAGGCCACAGCCGAGACGGUGUAUGACAUCCUGUCCCCAGCAGCGCCCAUCUCGCGCUCCCUGCAGGACAAGCGCUCUGUGCGAAGGCUGCGGAAGGGCCAGCAGCCGGCCGACCUUCGGGAGGGCGUGGCCAAGGCCUACGACACAGUUCGAGAGGGCAUCCUGGACACAGCUCAGACCAUCUGCGAGGUGGCGUCUCGGGGCCAUGAACAGAAGGGGCUGACAGGCGCUGUGGGGGGCGUGAUCCGCCAGCUGCCCCCAACGGUGGUGAAGCCCCUCAUCCUAGCCACAGAGGCCACGUCCAACCUACUGGGGGGGAUGCGCAACCAGAUCCUCCCUGACGCACACAAGGACCACGCUCUCAAGUGGCGUUUGGACGAGGCCCGGGACUGAGCCCCGGGCACCCGGGACCCCAGGGCGCUGCCUGCCCACCUCGCCUGGCCAGCCCAGUGGCACUUGCUCCCGCACCUCCUGAGAGCUGGGGCCCACAGCUGGAUGGGCCAGGCCUUCAGGGGAUGGACCGGGAAGGACCCUGAUUGGCCCACCCACUGCCAGUCGCCGUGAGAGUGGAGCCUCCCUGCCUGGGCCCUCGGCCCUGCCUCUGCACUUUUCCUCUGGAGAGAAAGGACGCCGCCCCCACCAUCACCCGGGCCCACACUGCUGCCUUGUUCCAGGGUGGAGGCUCUCGGACCCUCCAUCCUUGUUCCAGGGUGGAGGCUCUCGGAUCAGCCAAGUGUCUUUCUGUGUCUCGGGGGGAGAUGGGGGAACGGACACCUUGUGGUUCAAUGUAUUUUUAAGUUCCUUGCGUGUGUGGGUCAGUGUCUGCAUGCAGUGGAAUAAACUGCCCACCGCCAGCCCCCUCA
This is a messenger RNA of Balaenoptera ricei (Rice's whale), 6584 nucleotides long. It is a transcript of the gene ATG2A, whose product is annotated as autophagy related 2A. The transcript has 41 exons. The record is from RefSeq and is a predicted model, not a curated record. Gene Ontology annotation, biological process: piecemeal microautophagy of the nucleus; autophagy of mitochondrion; autophagosome assembly. Gene Ontology annotation, cellular component: extrinsic component of membrane; phagophore assembly site. The coding region runs from base 328 to 6114 and encodes 1928 amino acids. Gene Ontology annotation, molecular function: phosphatidylinositol-3-phosphate binding. NCBI's taxonomy places the organism in Eukaryota, Metazoa, Chordata, Mammalia, Artiodactyla, Balaenopteridae.